This is a messenger RNA of Solea senegalensis (Senegalese sole), 3568 nucleotides long. RefSeq names its product LIM-domain binding 1b (gene ldb1b). Bases 472 to 1599 code for a protein of 375 amino acids. Gene Ontology annotation, biological process: negative regulation of transcription by RNA polymerase II; positive regulation of transcription by RNA polymerase II; nervous system development. Gene Ontology annotation, molecular function: LIM domain binding. The transcript is spliced from 11 exons. Gene Ontology annotation, cellular component: transcription regulator complex; nucleus. The record is from RefSeq and is a predicted model, not a curated record. NCBI's taxonomy places the organism in Eukaryota, Metazoa, Chordata, Actinopteri, Pleuronectiformes, Soleidae.
UGCUGGGCAGAGGAGAGAGGAGAGAGGAGUAAAUGCACUGCGGAGGGAGAGUAGGAGGAGGAGGGCCUACAGCUAUUGUUCAUGUCCUCCCGUGAACAAAGGGCUGAUCGGGGUCCGUAUGUAAACCCACAGCAGGCUUCAGCCCACUGACAAGGCCUCAUGCGGGACAAAACAUAACCGACUGACUCCCGUGAUUUCAGGCCCGGGUCCGUCUCAGACUCUUGUGUUUGAGUGAUUUUUUUUAUUGAUCAUAUUCAGUGGGACGUAUUGUGUCGGUACGUUUUUUGCGUCCGUCCAGCGGGCCUAUCCGUUCUUACGCACGGAGCGUACACACGGUCUAUCAUCACGGAUCUGUAAACAUCAAUUUUCUGAUUGGACUUCUUUGCAGGCUGUUCCUCCAAGUCAUUCAAGCUGUACUCCCCUAAGGAGCCCCCCAACGGUAGCACUUUCCCCCCUUUCCACCCCGGCACCAUGCUGGACAGAGACGUGGGUCCCACCCCAAUGUAUCCUCCCACAUACCUGGAGCCAGGAAUAGGGAGGCACACACCAUAUGGCAACCAGACAGACUACAGAAUAUUUGAACUUAACAAACGGCUACAGAACUGGACAGAGGAGUGUGAUAACUUGUGGUGGGAUGCAUUUACUACGGAAUUCUUCGAAGAUGAUGCCAUGUUGACCAUUACUUUUUGUCUGGAGGAUGGACCCAAACGUUACACAAUUGGCCGGACAUUGAUUCCACGGUACUUCCGAAGUAUAUUUGAGGGCGGUGCCACUGAACUCUACUAUGUGCUGAAACAUCCGAAGGAGUCCUUCCACAAUAACUUUGUCUCCCUCGACUGUGAUCAGUGCACCAUGGUCACCCAGAAUGGAAAGCCCAUGUUCACACAGGUAUGUGUGGAGGGGCGCUUGUACCUGGAGUUCAUGUUUGACGACAUGAUGAGGAUAAAGACAUGGCACUUCAGUAUCAGACAACAUCGUGAACUCAUCCCCCGAAGUAUACUGGCCAUGCAUGCCCAGGACCCACAGAUGCUGGACCAGUUGUCCAAAAAUAUAACAAGAUGUGGCCUGUCAAACUCCACCCUUAACUACCUCCGACUGUGUGUGAUUCUUGAGCCCAUGCAGGAGCUGAUGUCCAGACACAAGACAUACAGCCUCAGCCCCAGAGACUGCCUCAAGACCUGCCUCUUCCAGAAGUGGCAGAGGAUGGUGGCACCACCAGCCGAGCCAUCAAGACAGGCGCCUAAAAACCGGCGGAAGCGUAAGAUGUCAGGUGGCAGCACCAUCAGCACAGGAGGAGGAACUAACAACAACAACAACAACAAAAAGAAGAGCCCGGGCAGUGGCUUCCCUCUGUCUAGCCAAGUCCCAGACGUGAUGGUGGUGGGAGAGCCCACUCUGAUGGGAGGAGAGUUCGGUGACGAGGAUGAGCGCCUGAUCACGCGGCUUGAGAACACACAGUUUGACGCGGCCAACGGCAUCGACGACGAGGACAGCUUCAACAACUCGCCAGCGCUGGGCUCCAACUCGCCCUGGAACAACAAGGCCCCGCCCAGCCAGGAGAGCAAGAACGACAACCCCACCUCACAGGCGUCGCAGUAGAGCCCUAGAGCCCCGCAAACCACUACAUGAGCCCUUGUCUGUCACUCCUCAGCCGUCCCGUCCCACUUCACACCAAACAGCCGCCAGUGCAACAACAGCAACAGUCCCAUCAUCUACUCACCUACUGAGACAUCCAUGUAGAGCUCAGAUUCAUCACACACGUAGCCCGGAGGCUUUGAGAGAGAGCUCAGUCUUUCAUCCUCUGUGCCCGAGGAAGUUUUACAAGGUUUUUAAUAUUCAGGCACUGUCCCACUUCCCUCACCUCCAUAUACAAAAUGUCUCAUCUGCUCUUACUAUUUUUUUAGUUUGGACAAUGUAGUAGCUGUAGUAGAGGAGAACUGUGCACACUGAACCAUCCACACUGAAGUUUUAUAUGCAGGAAGGGGCUGGGUGCAGGAGAAUAGUGGCAGUGGGGCUUUGAGAUGGUGGAGAGUUGCUUUGGGAUAACUUGUUCCGCCCAUCCUCUUAACACAGCUCUCAGUUCUGGUCUGCUCUGUCGAUGCUUAUGUCACUGAUAACGUUUGUUAAUAGAGUGUGUGUGUGUGUGUGUGUGAAUGUGUGUGUGUGAGUGAAACGCAUGAGGAGACAAAAGAGGCAGUUUGAGUUCAUCUGUGGCUUUGCUGAAGCAGACAGACCAUAAUUUAAUAUCAGUCUAUAAAACUGUUGAAAUUCAUACAUGAGAAAUUCAAAUUGAAAUUCAUACAUGAGAAGGAGAACUUAAAUGUGGCACUAGGGAAACAUUACACAUACACACACAGAUACACGCCAAAACAAACGUGAUGAUUGAAGGAUUUUAAGUCCCGCAGUGCCCGCGUCAUCUCUGAUUUAGACUACAGUGAAUGCAGUCUUUCAACAGAGAUCAUUUAAAACACCCCCCUCCACACACACACACACACACACACACAGUUACAGAGUUUUUAUACAGUAUAUAUUUCCCUAGAAUGUUUUUUUAAUUUGUAUUGAACGCCUUCAUUUCAAUUGUUACUUUUUUAUUUUCUACCAAUACUGAAAAGCUACAGACCAAGGAGCAACACAGGACUUUUAUUCCCUCCCCCCAUCUAAAAUAUAUUGUUUUUAUCUUUUAUGUUUAUAAAAGAGAAAUAAUUUAGUGUGGAUGUUUUUAUUUUGUCUUUUGUUCCAUUUUUGGAGAUUUGAAUUUUUGUGUAUUUGUGCUUGUAUAUUUAAGGUAGUAGCAAAGUUCUGUCUGACUGUAAUAAAAAUGUAUUCUUACUUAGAUUUACCUAAAGCCAUCCUGAUCUAAUGUAAAGAAAACAAAAAAUAGGAAAAAGGAGAAAAAACACCCAUGAACCUGUUCCCUCUAUCUACCCACUUGCUCUCUUUCCUCCUCCCUCUUUUUUAAAACUUGUGUAAAUUAAAAUUACAAAAUCCCUGGGGUACAGUGGCACCAUGGAGAGACAAUUUUACAGUUAUAGAUUUUUUUCUUUUAAUUUAUUUUGGCAGAGAUUCAAUUCAUGUUUUCAUCGACGCAGGAAGUGAACUUUCACUGACCACCGUUCAUCUUUAAUCUUGUGUACUAGCUCAAUGUCAAGUGAAUGUGCUCACUGAAUUUUAGUUGGAUUUCAUGUUUUGUCACUGACUCAAACUGAGAUUUUUCUCUUUCCAAUUUCUGUCUUAAUCAUUUGUUUGAUCUUUCAUAACCGACAUAUGUGAAGUCAUGGAUCAUGCAAACAUCUUCUAAAACCAGCUUAACAUUGAGUUUAGUCGGCAUUUUGUAGCAACUCUGAGUCUGUGGAGUCUGACUAAAAACGGCUGAUGUUGUUUCGUACAUUUCCAUUGUGUUCCAGUGGAUUCCAGCAGCAGUUAUGACUGAGCUUGAAUGGUGACUUGUACCUUCUCCGAAAAACCCUGUAGAAAAAUCAUUGUUUGAUAUAUAUUUUUUUGAUUUGGUUAGUUUCUGCCCUUGAUAAUUAAUGUAUGGUACCAAUAAAAAGAUACAUUUUCACUUUAA